GACAAUUCAAUAAUUAAUUUGAAAAUAAGUCCCCUUUUUGUUGAAAUUGUACUGUCCUUGUUAACAGGUUCCAUUCAAAUCAUAAUGUAUGACAUUGAUUUUGCAAUAUAUAAGAACAAUAUAUCUAUCGAUCUAUUGUGUGGAUAAUAUUCUUCUAAGUAAGAAACACAACACAAACACAACCAUGGCAACCUACGACAGAGCAAAAGCAGUGAAAGAAUUUGAUGAAUCCAAAAUGGGAGUAAAGGGUCUCUCUGAUUCAGGUAUCAAAACAAUUCCACAAAUUUUCAUUCACCCACCACAAACUCUUUCAAACAUAAAAUCUUCCUCCAAAAAAACAACUUCAAUCCCAAUCAUCGACCUCUCCAACGUAAAUUCUCCAAAUCAUAGGCCAAACAUCAUUAAACAAAUCAAAGAAGCAUCCAAAACAUGGGGAUUCUUCCAAAUCAUAAACCACAAUGUACACGUGUCCGUUCUUGACAACACUAUAAACUCUAUUGAAUCUUUUCAUAACCAACCAUAUGAAAUAAAAUCCAAAUAUUACAAACGUGAAGAAGGACAAGGAGUUAUGUAUGCAAGCAACAAUGACUUGUAUAGAACAAACGCGGCUAGUUGGCACGAUUCGUUGCAAGCCUGGAUGGGGCCAAAGGCACCAGAAGCCGAGGAGUUGCCGGAGAUUUGUAGGAAGGAGAUUCUUGAAUGGGAUUUGCAUGGAAGUAAAGUUGCUGAAGUGGUUUUUGAGUUGCUUUCUGAAGGGUUGGGAUUGGAAAGUGGGAAGUUAAAUGAAUUGAGCUUUUGUGAGAGUAGAGCGAUUGUAGGACAUUGUUAUCCUUAUUGUCCUCAACCGGAUUUGACUGUCGGUAUAACACCGCAUACGGAUCCCAGUGCGAUUACUUUGUUGUUGCAGAAUCAAGUUCAGGGAUUGCAGGUGGAGCACGACGGUGAGUGGGUCGAUGUUAACCCCGUGCACGGUGGUAUCAUCGUUAAUAUGGGAGACUUUCUUCAGAUAAUAUCUAAUGGAGAGUACACUAGUGUACAACACAGGGUGUUGGCUAAUUCACAUAAAAAAUCAAGAAUCUCAGUAGUGAUGUUCUUGAACUUGAGUAAAUGGAAAGGAGAAGGUUACCAUGGGCCUCUUCCAGAGCUUCUAUCCCCGGAGAAACCGCCUAUUUAUCGAGAUUUCACUCGGCAGGAAUUUUUUGACAACUUUUAUAGCAAGGGAAUUGACACCAAGUCUUUCGUAGACAAGGUUAAAAUUCAAAACUGAAAUGCAACUACAUAUAAAAGGACAACGGCUGAAAGUAUUUUUAUUAGUUCGGUGGUUAAAACUUCUAAGGUGAAUAAGUGGAGUGUUCGGCGUUCAAACAUCACGAUAUCCCUAUAUAGGCCGAGUGUUUACUUUUUCUAUUGAUUGCAUAAAUAUUUAUUGUGUCAUGAAUGUAUUGUUGUAUGAAUGUAUUGUACUAAUUUUUUUUUGGUCAAAAAUGUAUUGUAGUACUAAUUAAAUGCGAUAAAAUGUAUUGUGCCAUGAUUUUUUA
Molecule: messenger RNA, 1538 nt
Organism: Trifolium pratense (red clover)
Lineage: Eukaryota; Viridiplantae; Streptophyta; Magnoliopsida; Fabales; Fabaceae
Product: 1-aminocyclopropane-1-carboxylate oxidase homolog 4-like
Exons: 2
Coding region: 89-1267 (392 amino acids)
Source: RefSeq, a predicted model, not a curated record